UCUAGUAUAUCUGUUCUCUUCACAUUACUAAUAAACAACAGCAUCUGUAAUGUCUGCCUGCACCAAGAGAAGUAAAACGGCUUCCCCGAUGUGUAGGCCUGACCACUCAGCUCAGUCUGUAUUUGUUGGUCAUCUUCAUUCAUUACUGGCUGGAGGGGAAGAAGAAGCAAUUAUUGAUCUGCUAAGAAGUCAAGUCCAACAUGUUGAUGCCGUCAUCGAGCUCUCCAACUGCAAUGACUGGAUGAAGGAGCCACAUGCACCAAUCCCUCCGCAGGUGUUAUUAGGAUUGUGGACUCUGGAAUACACACAAGAGUUAACAUCGCCCUUAUGCAUAACAGCUUCCCACGGUUAUACAGAAUGUGUCCGAUAUCUACUGCACCGCCGGGCCGACCCCAAUGCUGCACCUGGAGGUCGUUCUCCACUCCAUAAAGCUUGCAAUGGAGGGCACGAUACCUGCGUCCAACUACUGCUGGAACAUGGGGCCAAUCCAAACCACCGCAGUGAUGAAGGUCUUACCCCUCUACACCUCUGUGACACUAAAAACUCUUUAAGAUGUGCAGAGGUGCUCCUACAGCAUGGGACCCUUCUGAAUCAAACCACAGAUGAAAUGCAGGACACUCCACUCCACAUUGCAGCACGGCUAGGUCUUUUAGACCAUGUAAGAUCAUACCUCCGCUAUGGAGCAGAUGUCCAUGCUAGGAAUGCCAAUGGUGAGACUCCUUUGAUUUCAGCCUGUGGAGGAAAAUGUGAAUAUGAGGAUACAUGCCUGCAAAUUUGCCACCUUCUUCUAGAGAAGGGAGCAAACGUAGAAGCACAAGACCAGCAAGACAGAAGACCACUCCACUAUGCUUGCAGAAAAGCUGAACACCAUCUGGUGGAGUUGCUUCUUAAAUAUGGUGCAGAUGUCAAUGCUGCCGAUUAUAAUGGAGUCCUGCCUCUGAGCUGUGUGUUACAAAAUGCUGAGCUGUACCAAGACAAGAGACCCCACCUUACUGUACGCGCUCUGCUUAACCGUGGAGCCCGCAGUGUGUGUCCUGAGGCUUUCGGGAAGGUUCUGCGGUGCUGUUCUGGACUCCCUGAAGUAAUUGCACUGCUUUACAACUCAUACUUAAACCUUCAAGUCUGCAGCAGGUGGAGACAAGAUAUCCCACAGGAUGUGUUUCAGACUCAUCAGUCCUUCUACACAAGAUUCUUCAAUGUCUCCGGGAGCGUGCGAUCCCUGCAGCACUUGUGCCGAUUUACACUCCGCAAGCAUUUCGGUAGUCAGUGUCACCUUUUCAUUCCUUUACUACCAGUCCCUACAGUUAUUAAAGACUAUCUUCUGCUUGCCACUGAACAGCGCACCCGCCUGCUCUGAAUCACUAGGCUGCCAGGAAAGCACCCUCCAUUGUAAAUGUAACACCCUGCAAAAUGAAUAUUUUUAUUUUUGUAUUGUUCAUUUUUAUUUUCUAAGGCUUGUGAAAUACUAUAACAACCAUACUAUGAUGUAAAAAAAACUAUUGCAUUCAUUGGAAUAUACAUUUUAAAUAUACUGUGUGUGUGUGUGUAUAUAUAUAUAUAUAUAUAUAUAACUAUAUAUA
Messenger RNA from Bufo gargarizans (Asiatic toad), 1580 nucleotides. It is a transcript of the gene ASB18, whose product is annotated as ankyrin repeat and SOCS box containing 18. Gene Ontology annotation, molecular function: protein binding. The transcript has 5 exons. Gene Ontology annotation, biological process: protein ubiquitination; intracellular signal transduction; positive regulation of protein catabolic process. The record is from RefSeq and is a predicted model, not a curated record. The coding region runs from base 50 to 1357 and encodes 435 amino acids. NCBI's taxonomy places the organism in Eukaryota, Metazoa, Chordata, Amphibia, Anura, Bufonidae.